This is a messenger RNA of Tachysurus fulvidraco (yellow catfish), 2371 nucleotides long. RefSeq lists its product as uncharacterized. The transcript is spliced from 5 exons. NCBI's taxonomy places the organism in Eukaryota, Metazoa, Chordata, Actinopteri, Siluriformes, Bagridae. The record is from RefSeq and is a predicted model, not a curated record. Bases 12 to 986 code for a protein of 324 amino acids.
UGUUUCAGGUGAUGAUGUGUGCAGUGCUUCAGGUGAGGAUGUGUGCAGUGUUUCAGGUGAUGAUGUGUGCAGUGCUUCAGGUGAGGAUGUGUACCAGCUGCAGUGUUCCUCACCACCUCCUUCUUUUCCCCAUCCUCAUGUUCAUCACAGUUCCUGUAUCAGCUGUCACUACUGUAAAGGUGGAGUUUAAUCAGGCUGCUGCUCUGCCCUGUAAUCGAACGUGUUCUCAUCAGGUCACAUGGACUCUGUUCACUGAUCCAGAUUAUGUAGUGGCUCAGUGUGAUCAGACAUCCUGCAGGUCAGAAGAAGGAUUUAACAUCUCCCAUGAUCUGUAUCUGAAGGGAGAUCUGACCCUCACCAUCCCUGUAGCUGAUGACAGUAAGAGGAACAUAUACACGUGUCGGUGUGAUAACAAAGGCGUUAAAGAAGUGCGUCUCAGCAUCGAGUCCUUCAUAUCAUCAGUUCAGGUGAAUCCUGGUGAAGAUCUACAGCUGAAUUUGCACAUAUCAGACCAAGUGGAGGUGAUCUUUAAACACAGAAAUUCAACAGAUCCACAUGGUGUACAGAUCUGCAGUGUGUAUAAAAGCUCACUAGACUGUACAGCUGAAUACACACAGAGAACAUCACUCACUAACACACUUCUUACACUGAGAGGAGUAAAGUGGACUGAUGAUGGAGUUUACAUCGUCACAGACACAGAGUAUAAGGAGAACCUUCAUAUUUCCUCAGUAACAGUAAGAGAUCAGAACAAAGAUCAGGUGUCUGCUCUACCAGUGUGGGCGAUCUUCCUGAUGGUGGUGUUGGGGCUUCUGGUUGCUGCACUGAUUGUGUUAAUCUCGUACCUGAGGAAAACAUAUCACUUUAUCCGAAGAGAUGAUAGGCCCAGGAAUGGAGCAGGAGAACAUCAGAGCUCUAAUGGUGCAAUAAAUAUGAACCUAAUGGAGAACCAAAGAAUGUUAAGACAGAGUGAGAAUGAAAGUGACUGAGUAGUAACAGAGGGAAGAGACUUGUAAGUACAUACAGCAUGAUGCUGGAACAAUGAGAGAUCAAAACUCAAAUGGGAGCACAGGAAUAAAUGACAUGUAUCUGGAUCUACAGCUUUCUCCGUCACUUUGUGCUUCACAACAACUGAAGAAUAUGACCUGACUACAGAAUCUGCUCAGAUCCUCACACAAGUUGUAAGUUCUAGAACUGACAACUGCAGCUCUCUUUUGGAAUCAGACCCUGGUUUAGAUGUUCACACCUCAGGCCUUCAAACGCAUGGAAUAUAGUCUGUCCUUUGGGAUCUGCUUCAGUCCUGGUUCCUCAGCAGUCGGAUGUGUGUCCACCUUCCAUACGAACAGAACCUUCUUCACAAGUGAACCUCCUCCAAGAACAGAAUCUGUUCAGAAGGCAUCAAUAUCACAUGCAUCUCUCUGCACUGACAGUUAUUAUUUCCAGAUGCUAUGUUUAAUGAUAGUCAGAAGAACUGCAGUACUGAUUUGCAGUGAUACUUCAUUAUAAGGGGAUGAGUGCCAAACCACAGCAGCAACAGAACUAAAUGCCCCCCUUCAGCAUGACAGAAACACCAGACUCCAUGUCAUGUGUGGAGAACAAACUGAUGGUCAACUCAUCCGACCAGAUCACAGAUAUACACGUCUAUGUAGACCAGUGUGUGGAUUUUAUUUGUUUUCUAUUUUCUGUGUUGGGACAAGAGCUGUGUUUUAACUCAUGACUGACCUGCACAGCAAGCCAAAAUGGAGAAGGGAAUAAUAUUGGAGAAGUUGCUUUAAAUAAGGACAUUCGCUAAAUAAAAUGACUUUAAAUGUCUGCUGUAAAACAGCGAAAAAAUUUCAUUGAAUCAUGUUUACAGUUAAAGUGCUGCUGCUGUACACCAAGACACACCACUGGAUGUAUGUUACAUUAAUAUUAGAGAGUAUGUAAGACCUAAAAUACUGACAUUCACCCGAGGUACCAUUACACCUGGGCCAGUACACCUGCAAACACUAACUCAGUAAUACAGGUGGAAAAAAUUGCCAGUUCAGUUCUAUAAUGGAUAUAAAAAAGUCUACACACGCCCUUGCUGCUGAAGUACCUACGCUGCACUUGCCUUGUCUCCACAGAGAUGUUUGCAACAUCUCCACUCGCUGUGUAAGGCAUCACAACCAAUCGAGACCUUGUUUGACCCUGGUUAAAUGGCACAAUCCCUAACCUCAGACUGGCCUGUAGAAAAGUUUACUUUUCUAUGAAAUCUUAAGGGAUAAAUUUCAGAGAACUCUGAGCAUCACUAGGUCUAAGAAUUAGUGUCGAUCAGGAGUCUUAUGGCUUGUGAAUAGAAGCAUUCUCCUUGAUGUUAUUCCCUACAUUUUGUAAAGCAGAUUUUUUAUCUGGU